AUGUUGACCAGGCUGUUCAGCGAGACCAGUCUUAUUCCGGAGGUCCAGAAAUUCGCCUCCUGGACUGAUGAUGACUGUGAUGAAGACAUGAGUGACAAGGAUGAGAGCAGCGAGAAGAGCUUACAGGAGGUUCACACUGAGGGUUCUCUGAGUGAGAGCAAGGACGAUGGGGAUAUUGGUGGGGAUGAUGAUGAGGAAGAAGAGGAAGAGGAGGGGACAGAGGAAGCUGAGGGAGAAAGGCCCAAGAAACGUGGCCCCAAAAAGAGGAAAAUGACUAAGGCCAGGAUGGAGAGGUCCAAGGUGAGAAGACAAAAAGCCAAUGCCAGGGAGAGAAACCGCAUGCAUGACCUCAAUUCAGCCCUGGACAACCUCAGGAAGGUGGUGCCCUGCUACUCAAAGACCCAGAAGUUGUCUAAGAUCGAGACUCUCAGGCUAGCUAAGAACUACAUAUGGGCCCUCUCCGAGAUUCUUAGGUCUGGGAAGAGGCCUGAUUUAGUGGCCUAUGUGCAAACCCUGUGCAAGGGCCUCUCCCAACCCACAACCAACCUGGUGGCCGGCUGCUUGCAGCUUAACUCCAGAAAUUUCCUGACUGAGCAAGGUCAAGAAGCUGGGAGGUACCAUGGCCCUAAUUCUUCCUUUGCCAUGCACCCCUAUAACUAUCAGUGUUCCAGGCUCUCAGGCUCACAGUGUCAGUCUAGUUCCAUGGCCAAUACUCAUGCUUUGAGAAGCCAUGGCUACUGUGCCACAUAUGAGUCACUGUAUGGUAACACGUCUCCGGACUACAAUAGCUCUGAGUAUGACGCCCCCUUAAGCCCACCACUGUGCAUUAAUGGCAACUUCGCUCUUAAACAGGACUCAUCCACCGACAAUGAUAAAAAUUACCACUACUCUAUGCACUAUUCUGCCCUCCCAUCCUCCAGGCCUUCUGGGCAUAGCUUGCUCUUUGGAUCUUCUGGUAUGCGAAGUGGAGUCCACUCUGAGAACCUGUUGCCUUAUGAUAUGCACGUCCACCAUGAUAGGGCCCCCAUGUAUGAGGAACUCAAUGCGUUUUUCCAUAACUGA
Molecule: messenger RNA, 1062 nt
Organism: Bufo bufo (common toad)
Lineage: Eukaryota; Metazoa; Chordata; Amphibia; Anura; Bufonidae
Gene: NEUROD2
Product: neuronal differentiation 2
Exons: 1
Coding region: 1-1062 (353 amino acids)
Biological process (GO): nervous system development; regulation of DNA-templated transcription
Molecular function (GO): protein dimerization activity
Source: RefSeq, a predicted model, not a curated record